Molecule: messenger RNA, 807 nt
Organism: Striga asiatica
Lineage: Eukaryota; Viridiplantae; Streptophyta; Magnoliopsida; Lamiales; Orobanchaceae
Source: the annotation of a GenBank genome assembly
AUGAAGCUAUUAAAAGAGGGUCAUGCGCGGGCGAAGUCGAACAGAACCCCAUCGACUGAGCAUGCGUCGUCCUCUGGAAAGGGGCUUGAAGGUCUUGCAGAGCCUAUUAAGCGGGCUAAGGAGUGGUGCUAUGGGGAAAGCCCACUAAGGUAUAGGCUAUCCGGCAUCAUCUCGCUUUCAAAAAGGGUAUCCAUUCUUCGACUUGACCAGAAUCACCUGAAAUUGCUUCUAGUGGCCUCUGGCCAAUUCCCUGCUUGCUUCAAGUCAUUGUUAGCAAUGGAGUCAUUUCCACUCAACUCUGAUGGAUUAGUUGAUCGCAUAGACGCCCCUGGGAGUCUCAUCAUGUUUGCUUUAGAGUUAUCUUUCUCGGUGAUGGUUGAGGGACAGUGGCACAAUGGCGAUUGCACCCGAUUGAGUGUGGAGAGGGGCCGUAAGUCGCUGAACCGCUACGCAGCGAAUAGGACGAAUGAAGGUAUCUUUACUCCUGAUGACCGCCUAUCUCUUAACAGACCCUUCGUCUUGUUCGCCAACUACAGCGGAUAUAAAGUCAGCUCUUUCAGAUCCUCUCCUUUUAGUCGAGCCACUUCGUGUCCUUCUAGUUCGCCAAUCGGUGAUGCUCUUUCAGACUCUUCGCGGGGUCGGUUCAACCAUCCCCUUUACGACAUGAUUCACUCCGUUGAGAAGCAGAUUUCGAAAAAGCAAGCUCGGGUGGAGGAGGAAUUUAGUACCAAAAGCAAGCCGGUUCAGCCCCCCCUACUAAGCAUACGUUUAUUACCAGAUCCGAUAACAGCGAUUCUCCGUCUCUGA